Lentinula edodes (shiitake mushroom) is the source of this 2247-nucleotide messenger RNA. Its product is annotated as calcium-activated chloride channel-domain-containing protein. The record is from RefSeq and is a predicted model, not a curated record. Lineage: Eukaryota; Fungi; Basidiomycota; Agaricomycetes; Agaricales; Omphalotaceae. Gene Ontology annotation, cellular component: cortical endoplasmic reticulum. The transcript has 4 exons. Gene Ontology annotation, biological process: chloride transmembrane transport. Bases 1 to 2247 code for a protein of 748 amino acids. Gene Ontology annotation, molecular function: chloride channel activity.
AUGGACGUUGAUUUUGUGAUAUCUUUUCGGGCGUCGAAGAAGACCAGCAUCUCGAAAAAGCAGACGAAAGAUGAAGCUCGAAAGGCCGAAAUUCAGUAUUCUCGUCUAUUGGAAACUCUUAGCUAUGGCGGCCUCAAGGCAGUAGGGAGAAGAGGAGAUUCUCUUGGCCACCUUCUGGUCUUUGUCUCUUGUCCAGAUAAACUGGUGCAGAACUUGAUCAUAAGGGAAAGGCAAUCAGAUUUUUUGUCCGGUCUUCCAGUAACGCCUAUUACUAAUGGUAACGAAUCUAUGCCUCUAGCCCCUUCCGACCGUUUGCGUCUGGUACAUGCAUACAUCACAUCCAUUCCUUCUGACGGAGGGUUGGGUGUGACCCCAGGAUCGCCGGAAUGGGAUCUUGUUGAAUCCAUAUUUUGUUUGCACGACAAAUCGUUUAACGAGCAGUGGAUACACGCUUGGACAACGAGUAAGAUUGCCUCCGUUUCAGAUGGCCGGAUACGAGACCAGUUCGGCGAAUCUGUUGCACUCUAUUUCUCUUUCCUCGACUCCUACACGCGCGCACUCGUCCUGCCAGCUAUGAUAGGCAUCUCAUUCUACUUCUUUGGUACAUCAUACUCCCCCAUCUAUUCGAUACUUACCGUGUUAUGGUCCAUUGGUUUUGUGGAAUGGUGGCGAGUGCGAGAACGGUUAAUCUCACUUCGAUUCGGGACCAGGGGAUCCUUCCGCGUAGAGAAACGGCGGGCACAGUAUGACCCAAAGUUUUCUUGGUGGAAGCGGGAACUGAGGAUGCUUGCCAGUGUGCCUGUCAUUCUAGGGUUCGCUGCUCUGCUUUUCGCGCUCAUGACUGGAAUCUUUGUGUUUGAAGCUUUCGUCACUCAACUGUACACUGGUCCCGGGCAUAAGUUUAUUUCAUUUAGUCCGACGGUCCUUUUCGUGAUAUUAGUGCCCCGACUUGUUGCCGUUUUCCAACUAUGUGCCCAGUAUUUUACUCAAUGGGAAAAUCACGCUCACCACUCAUCAUACAAUUCCUCUCUUACCCUCAAAACAUUCAUCUUCACCGCACUCGUUGCCUACCUCGGUCUUGCCCUCAGCGCCUUCGUGUACGUUCCUUUCGGUGAAGGCCUCAUGCGUAUCGUCCAAGUAUGGCUCUUCAACGGAAUCGUGCCUCAUACAGGCAGUCAGAUGAAUGCGAACCUGACUGACUCGUCCCAAGCCCCUCAGAAAGCUGAGUUUUGGGAUGUGGAUGCUUCCAGUGCGGAGACGAAACUCAAUCCUGGAAGGCUCAAAGACCAAAUGUUUGCUUAUACAGUCACGAACCAGAUUGUUAACACCUUUGUUGAGAUUGGGCUUCCGUACGUUCUGCGCAAGAUCACCGCUUUCCGAACCAAAAAAGCAGUUCCUUCAAAUGGCACUGGGUCUUCGCUCGGAAAGAAAAAGGUGGUGUUCGAAGAUGAGAAAGAAAAGGGUGGACAAGCGGAGAAGGAGUUCCUUGACCAAGCUCGGGCGGAAGCAGCGUUACCAGAAUACGAUGUCUUCGGCGAUUACUCCGAGAUGGUGAUUCAAUUUGGCUAUGUCGCGCUUUGGUCAACAAUAUGGCCAUUAGCUCCCGUUAUGGCGCUGCUGAACAAUCUUCUCGAAUUAAGAAGUGACGCCUUCAAAAUCACCGUCCACGAACGCAGACCCACUCCAGUUCGCACAGAUACAAUAGGACCAUGGCUCGAAGCGCUAGCGUUCUUGUCUUGGCUCGCUGCAUUGACCAACAGCGCGUUGGUGUACCUCUUUUGCCCUCGCGAACAUUCGCAGUGUACUUCUUCCGACUUUGGAGGGUCUGAAUCUGCUAUCGAGCGUGUUCAUCGUCACUUGGUUGCUACAGCCGGUAAGGAGGGUAUUGACGGAAUAUGGGGCGAGCAUGGAAAAGGUCUUGGUGCGACGAAGGAGCUUUUGGUUAUGGCUCUGUUAGUGGCGCUAACAGCAAGCCAUGGAUACUUGAUCGUUCGUUCAAUCAUGCGGCAUGUUAUGGAGAGAUUAUUAUGGAAAGGUAGCGAAGAGGUGAAGGAACGCGAACGGGAUGAACGGAUGGUGAAGGAGGUGUUCUUGAAAGGUCUCGGAGGGGGAGUAGGAGUUGAGGUCGAUGUGGAUGGAAAUGGGUUCAAGAACUUUAAUGUAGCUAAUAGCAACGUCGAGGGUGUCGGAUUUUGGGACCACGAUGAAGGGAUGGAUGAGAUCAAUAGGAUUUCCAAGGAAGCUUAG